UUGUAAUCAUCGGAAAUUUUAUCAAAAUGAAUUCUCUGGUAAUUUUGCUAAAUAUUUUUGUUUCUUUUUCUUUAUCGGUGUCUUUACUAAAUUAUAAAAAAUUGGAUCAGAUCGAGUAUUACGAGAUAAUAGAUUUCAAAGCAAAUUUCACUGAAGGUGAAACACUAGAAAACAUAAAAAUAAAGACAGCAAUUACGGUAAAAUUUCGAGCAUUCAAAAAGAAGUUUGAACUGGUACUGCAGGAAGACAAUUCAAUAAUAUCUCCAAGUGCCAAAGUCUAUAUGGUUGCAGACGAAAUUAUCAAAUUAUAUCCGAAGAACAUCGAAGGCUCUUCAAUAUACAAAGGCACCGUUUCGGGAGACAAACAAUCAUUUGUAAAUGGAUACCUUCACAGAAAUGGAUUUAUUGGCAAAAUCCAAUUAAAAUACGAAACUUAUUUCACAGAAAACGCAUUUGCGUACUUAAAAGACGAAACCAUUAAAGAUAAAUUGAUAAUUUAUAAAGACGUAGACGUAAAACCUGUCGGAUGCAAAAGCUUCGAACGAUAUCGGUCCUGUUUGAACAAGAGAAUAAUACAUCAUACAUUAAAUACUAAUUUGUUUUAUUAUAAGGAAAACGGGAGGUCUCAUUUAUUACGAAAGUCUACAGUUGAUGAACAAAACACGUUAAUGUGCAAUAUAGAGGUAAUGGCAGACCACACUUUUGUAGAUCAUUUUAAUAGAGAUCGUGGAACAGUUAUCGCAGAAAUGUUAUAUCAUGUGAAAGUUGCAGACAAAGUUUUCAGAAAUUUAGACUUCAAUAAGGAAGAUGCACCUAAAGGAAUAAGAAUUAACGUGGAGAAAAUUACUGUUAUAGAAAAUCCGAACAAUCCCACGUAUUAUUUAAAUAGUUACGUUGACAAAGCUACUGCAUACUCGGAACUUUUGGCUGCAAACUCGAAACAAACUUGGUGCAUGUUUAUAGCCUUUUGCCACAGAGAUUUUCAGGGAAAAGUUGGUCAGGCUUUUACAA
Messenger RNA from Centruroides sculpturatus (bark scorpion), 1011 nucleotides. RefSeq lists its product as uncharacterized. The annotation marks the transcript as partial. Gene Ontology annotation, biological process: membrane protein ectodomain proteolysis; Notch signaling pathway. Gene Ontology annotation, molecular function: metalloendopeptidase activity. The record is from RefSeq and is a predicted model, not a curated record. Gene Ontology annotation, cellular component: plasma membrane. The transcript has 2 exons. NCBI's taxonomy places the organism in Eukaryota, Metazoa, Arthropoda, Arachnida, Scorpiones, Buthidae.